CAAAGACCAAAGUCUUGUAAGAACAAGUUUCUACCAAGAACGCUCUGUAUUUUACUUCUCGGUGAGGUAACCGGAUGCGAACCUCCAUGGUCACCGUCUUCUUCGUACUAACUUUCGCUCUAUUCCCCGGAUUCCACCAUCAUCGCUUCCCGCGAAGAAAACCCUUGUAGAGAAACUUCUCUCUCUCUUGAGCUCCUCUCACGCUGCAAAUCUCGCGUUGCACGUUUCCAGAAACUUGACCCUUUUAUGUACUUCUCUUCUCUUGCGAAGAUCUCUCUCUUCUUCUAUGCCGCUUUGGAAUAUCAUCCUCCGUCGACUCCCCGACGCGGCAUUCUCUCUUUUUCAUUUCUGGAGGUCCUGAUAUAGGCGCUUGGUUGCUGAACAAUGGCGCUUUUGGCUGGCUUUCUUGUGAUCUGCCUAACGUUGGGGUGGUUUUGGGAACCCGGGACUUGUGAAGGGAACGAAUUUCGGCGAGCGUUUCCUGUUGUGGAGCCAGAUUUUGGUCAUACGAAGCUCCGUCUUGCAAGAGAAGGUUUGGAGGCAAUUCGAAGAAUUAGAUCUCCUAUAGCAGCUGUUGCUGUCAUUGGUCCAUACCGCUCGGGCAAAUCAUUUCUUCUUAAUCAACUUCUAUCUCUUCCAUGUGAUAAAGGUUUUGGCGUUGGACAUAUGCGAGACACAAAAACAAAAGGUAUUUGGGUUUGGGGGGAUCCAGUGGAUGUGGUUAUUGAUGGUGUGAAAGUUUCAGUCCUGUAUCUUGACACUGAAGGUUUUGAAAGUAUUGGGAAGUCAAAUGUAUAUGAUGACAGGAUCUUUGCUCUAGCAACUAUCAUGAGUUCUGUGCUUAUAUAUAAUCUGCCUGAGACGAUUCGUGAGGCUGAUAUAUCUCGUUUGUCAUUUGCUGUUGAAAUUGCUGAAGAGUUCUAUGGCAGAGUCAAGGGCCAAGAUGUUGCAUUUGAGCCUGCUAAACUCCUGUGGCUUAUUCAACGCGAUUUCUUGCAAGGGAAAUCCGUUCAACAAAUGGUAAAUGAAGCCCUUCAGCGAGUCCCCAAUGCUAAUGGGGACAAAUAUAUUGAUCAGGUCAACCAGAUUAGGGACUCUUUAGCCAUCAUGGGUGAUAAUAGCACAGCCUUUAGCCUACCUCAGCCUCAUCUGCAAAGGACAAAACUUUGUGACAUGAAAGAUAGUGAGCUUGACCACUCAUAUGUAGAACGAAGAGAGCAUUUGAAACAACUUGUUACUUCAAUCGUACGUCCAAAGAUUGUCCAAGGAAAAACCCUCAAUGGGGAGGAGUUUGCAUCUUUCCUAGAGCAGAUUCUUGAGGCAUUAAACAAAGGGGAAAUUCCAUCCACUGGUUCUCUUGUUGAGGUUUUCAAUAAGGCGAUCCUUGAUAGGUGCUUGAAGCUAUACAAUCAACAAAUGGAUAGGUUGCAUUUGCCAUUACCUGAGGAUAAGUUGCAGCUGGCCAACAAUGAUUCAAAAGUUGAAGCAAGAAAGCUCUUUGAUGAGCAGCAUUUUGGUCGACAUCAUGCUGAACAUUCUGCCUUCAAGCUUGAAGAAGAAAUGCAGAAGGUUUAUAAAAAUUUUGUUCUGGCCAAUGAAUACCAGUCCUCAAAAUUGUGCGAAUCAUUGUAUACAAAAUGUGAAGAUAAAAUGGACCAUCUUCAAGCAUUGAGACUUCCAUCUAUGGCUAAAUUUAAUGCUGGAUUUCUUCAAUGUAACCAAAGUUUUGAAAAGGAUUGUGUUGGCCCUUCAAAAAAGAGCUACGAGCAGAGAAUUUCGAAGAUGCUUGGGAAAUCUCGGGCACUUUUCAUCAAGGAUUACAAUAACAGGCUCUUCAAUUGGCUGGUGACAUUCUCCCUCGUAAUGGUUGUGGUGGGUCGAUUUGUCAUAAAGUUCUUUUUGCUUGAGAUUGGUGCUUGGGUGAUGUUUAUCUUUCUGGAGACCUAUACAAGAAUGUUCUGGACAUCGGAGUCUCUCUAUUACAAUCCUGCUUGGCAUUUUAUUGUAGCCACCUGGGAAUCUAUUGUUUAUAGCCCAAUACUCGAUCUUGACAAAUGGGCAAUUCCAUUGGGAUCACUGCUGCUGAUAUUUGUUCUAUACUGGCGGUGCUAUGGGAGAAGGAAACUUGGUGGUAGAUACCUUUUGCCUCUUUACAACACUCAAAGGAGGGGCUCAAGUCGGCCGAGAUCAGACUAGCAGAGUUUCCAUUACUAUUUUCUCUGCGUUCACCAGGUGAGACUUCGGCUUCGUUUGGGACGGCUUUCUUUUCACUUUAUAAAGCAGUUUCUUGGUAAAAUUUUUUAAUAUUUGUACUAGAAAGCUGUUUUAAGAAGCAAUAAGAAAGCCGUCCCAAACGAAAUCUUCUUUUCGAUGGACCUAGCUCUCCCAACAGACUUAUCGUUCUAAAUCAACAUCUAGAGAUCGCUAAGCGUAGGAGAAGUUUGACAUAUAACCGUUAGAUGGGGCUUAUAUUGCUUGUAAAAUUCUUUUGUUUAAAUUAUUUAUUCACAGGGUUGCUCAUAGCUGGAGAAUUAGUGGGCAGCACAAAUUUUAACCUGUGCUCCUGCAUCUUCUUUCUAUACAAAAUCACUCCAUGUUAUUUUAUUGUUGGUUUCUAUGGAAAAAGGAAAACAAAUACUUUGUACUGAUAACGGCUGAAACCCAAUUUGAAAAUGUUUAAUUCUCAGUUUUGUUAAAUUCUUAAA
Dendrobium catenatum is the source of this 2705-nucleotide messenger RNA. RefSeq names its product guanylate-binding protein 4. Bases 385 to 2196 code for a protein of 603 amino acids. NCBI's taxonomy places the organism in Eukaryota, Viridiplantae, Streptophyta, Magnoliopsida, Asparagales, Orchidaceae. The record is from RefSeq and is a predicted model, not a curated record. Gene Ontology annotation, molecular function: GTP binding; GTPase activity. The transcript has 17 exons.